AGGUUUUCUGAGUAUUCUAUCGGCUGCGUUUCAAUGGGUAAGGGAACCGGAAGUUUUGGUAAGAGGAGGAACAAGACUCACACUCUCUGUAUCAGGUGUGGCCGCCGCAGUUUCCACCUCCAGAAAAGUCGAUGCUCAGCAUGCGCUUACCCCGCUGCUCGUGUCAGGAAAUAUAACUGGAGUGUUAAGGCAAUUCGCAGAAAGACCACUGGAACUGGUAGGAUGAGGUAUUUGCGUCAUGUUCCUCGCCGAUUCAAGAGUGGCUUCAGAGAGGGAACUGAAGCUGCACCUAGGAAGAAGGGAGGAGCUGCAACUGCUUAAGCUUUGAAAAAGUUGUUGUUUUGCUGGGUACGGAGUUUAUAGAAUUAGCAAUUUUUUUUGUAUUUUUGAUAGGGGCAAGUCUUUUAGAACUAUUGUUUUUGCAGCCUCAUUGCUUUGGUCUUAUUUUCUAUUUAAUCUGUACCUUUUUUUAUAUUUCGAUAUGAUGAUUAUAAAACUAUUUGAUUGUUCAGUUGGAUUGUGUUGCAUUAGUACUUUUGGUUUUAGAUGCUACUAUUUCAGACAUUUGUCUUGAAGUUUUGCCAUAACGUUAUUACUAA
Molecule: messenger RNA, 599 nt
Organism: Cicer arietinum (chickpea)
Lineage: Eukaryota; Viridiplantae; Streptophyta; Magnoliopsida; Fabales; Fabaceae
Product: 60S ribosomal protein L37
Biological process (GO): translation
Cellular component (GO): ribosome; cytosolic large ribosomal subunit
Molecular function (GO): structural constituent of ribosome; RNA binding
Source: RefSeq, marked validated